Anopheles nili is the source of this 9814-nucleotide messenger RNA. RefSeq lists its product as uncharacterized. Lineage: Eukaryota; Metazoa; Arthropoda; Insecta; Diptera; Culicidae. Gene Ontology annotation, biological process: calcium ion import across plasma membrane. Bases 1 to 1704 code for a protein of 567 amino acids. The transcript has 5 exons. The record is from RefSeq and is a predicted model, not a curated record. Gene Ontology annotation, cellular component: plasma membrane. Gene Ontology annotation, molecular function: stretch-activated, monoatomic cation-selective, calcium channel activity.
AUGCGGCCAGGACCCGGGCUGGUCGUGAUGGCGCUUGCGUUUAUUUCGGGGGCUCGGCGAGGCACCGGUCAACAGAGCAGCAGUGCCAGUCAGAGUGGCAAGUUGGGCAAAGUUGGAGAAGACAAUACGGGAGAAGGCGGCGCGCUAACGCGGAUCAAUCCGUGGCUUUCGGCGUGCGAUCUGGAGCAGCCCAACUCGGCACCGGAUCUCCAGGGUCAAUGUUCAGCCGGUACACUGCCUGUGGCCUGGAUAGACGAAGGUCCUGGACCACCGCGGUGUCCACCGCCAUGUGAAACAUUUCGUACACAUGCUACAUAUAAUAAUAAAAAUAGUAAUAAGCCAUACAAUAUUGAUAAUACUAAAUAUAACAUGGAGAACCGGUUAAAUGAUAAACAACAGUGCCUUGACUAUUUGGGCGAUAAUGAAGAGUUAAGUCCAGCACAAAUUUGUAAAAAAUCGUCACAAAGUAUUGAGACCAAGCUGAAAACAUUACGUUUAAGACAUUGUUGUGAACGUACCGUUGGCAGUGCUUUACACAACGCAGCCCAUGCCGACGUGCUACGCGGCGGAGCCGACUGUGCCGGGCGGCUGGCCGAGCUGCUGGAGACGGACGCGCUUGCGGCACGGAUCACAUGCGAAUUUACCGAGGUGCUGAUACGGUACGACUGCGGACAGCCGUACUCUAUCAUCCACCACUGUGAGGAUUGUAAGGAGGCAUAUCGAAGGUGGGGCUGCAGUGUUUUUAUACCGUACUUCGCGUCGAGGGACGACAUCAAAAGUGUUAACAAUAAAACCGGUAAUCGAGACAGUGACCGUGCGACCCAGGGGAAAUCGAACGCCAUCUUUGGGGACGCCGCGAACAAGCAGACUGAACCGAACAUGAACGAUGCGAACAAACAGCAACUAGUAAAAAAUAUAUCAAUCACUGUAAAAAGUUCACGCCGAAAAACGCAACGAGUACGAAUACGACCAUGUCUAAACGUAUGCCAAACCGUAGAGCAAAAGUGCCCGUACAUGCUGCCAGGCGAUCGGGCACCAGCUUAUCCAACGCAGUACGCCGGCGAACCGACGUUUCUUUGUCGAGACUUGAACAUCGAAGAAACGGGAGAACAGCUGCGUAAGUCCAACAACGGUCCAGCAAGGUGCUGCUACGACUACUGCGGCUCGAGUCCGAUCGACGGGCUAUGCACGCGAUGUGAUCCGCUGCACAACGAGACACAACACCCGGACAGUGCUGCGUUAGCGUUCAGCAGCGAGCCACCUGCGAUAUCGGCCAGCUGCCCAAGCAUCACGAGCCCAACAAGUAGUUCCAGCCUGUCCGAGCAAUGUCGAAUGUCGCAGGCUGCCAUCACCUACAUCGCGACGACCAGCCCACCCAGCACCGCCAGUACUAUCAUCACUGGAACUGGCAGCAGCUCAACCAUCAGGCCUACCAGUUCCACCACAAGCACCACUACCACCAGCAGCAGCAGAAGAAGGACCGCCGAGGACCUUGCAUCUACUACGGCCAUGGCGGUGCCGUCAGGUUGCUCAUCCACGCGAGCCCUCUCGUCUUUGCUGAGGGCACUGUGUGCUCUUGGGUCAGUGUAUCGGACGCACACGAGUGGAGCGCAGUCGUGGGUUGCCGCAGUGGCCAUGCUGACUGUUGGGACCGAGCUCAUCGCCUGGACGAAGCAGUUGGUGCAUCUGCUCGUGGUGUUAUAGCUCACGGUGUGGGCGGCUUCUAGCACAGCCCGCUCACCAACGGGGCGUACCAGCAACGCCUACAGCUGUCGAAACCGUCUCAGACACCAGUCAAGUAGCGAAUCAUACCGGUAGAACCCGACGUGCGACCAACGUACAGCGUGAAGCUUGCGGGCGCUCGAGCGAUGGGUAAGAAUUGAACAUAACCGAAAAGCACGUUGAAACGAUACCAGCUGACGGUAGCGUGCAUCUAAGCUCGAAGCAUCUUGAGAAGAAAGAGCAAAUAGGAAGGCUGCAAGGCAACAGGGCCGUAUUGCAGCAGUAGUGGAAAUCGAGUAACGAUUUAAACUAAAGAAAAAAUCACACCCCACACACUCAAACAUCACCGGAGCAGAUGUGUUCCAGUGGCUUGGUAAAGCCAAAAACAAAACGUAAAACAAAACUUACGAAACACAAUGAACAAAAAAUGCAAAGAAGAAACGAAAAGCACAUACACUCAACAAACCAACAGCGAUAAGCAAACGAGAAAAGUAGAACAAAAGGAGAAAAAAAUGUCCCCAUUCAGAAAGCACCCGAAAUCAUUCACGAAAGUGUAGCGCAAUAACGAUGCAAACAAUUUAAUAAACUAACGAGUGUAGCAAAAGACGCCAACAAAACAAGCAUCCAAUAGCGAAAACUAAACGAAUAAAACCACAAAGCGGCAAAGGGUGGCAGGGACGCUCGGAAGGCCAUUGAAAAAGGCCGUAAUAUUUACUCCCCGACAGAUAUUCGUGACGAAACCGAGGCUUACCAAAUAAGCAAUUCACAAAACGGGGCAGGAAAUCGAGCGAGCUAUGAAAAGCUGAAGCACGAAACAAGGACGAACGGACUACGCCCGGGAUGACCCCCGUAGGCGAUCCGUUCCGGUUCGGAGGUAGUUUUGGAAGCGAGUUGGAAAAGAAAACAUACGCGUAUACAAUAAUGCUACACAGCGGAAACGAAAACCACAGUAUUGAAGCGACAGAGCAGUAAAAACAAAACCAAACAAACAAACAAAACAAGAAAAUCACAAACAUGACAACUGAUCGACAAUUUAGGUGAAAUAUUAAAUUUAACAUAUUGCAUAAGGUUUAGAGAAGAAGAAAUAAGAAUGUUAAACAUAGGCAUAGGCACACAUACAUAAUGAACCCACAAUUUAUUGGCCCACCAGGACUUGGUCGAGGAGUGCGUGGCAUGGGUUUUGGUUACAGAAUAUCGACACUAGGAAGUAAUAAAGAAAAUCACCCUUUUCACUCACUUUCUCACACACACACACACCUUUACACACAUCCAUACACACGCGCGCACGUAAAUCGUCGUGGAAAUUAACAAUAACACACACACCCACACUCGUACACAGAGGAAAUAAUGGAAAUCCCGCGAAUUGUAGGCGCCCGCUGGGCGUUUGGAAACGCUCGAAGUGCGCCACCUAACAGUCGUUCGGGCUAAGUAAUUGUAAUCACCUCCGGCGGGGGUUGAGGGUUUGGGUUUUGUUUUUUGUAAUAAGAAACCAGAAGAAUAGUGGCACUACACGAACGAAAUGUUUUUGGGGAAACAGAGGUGUUAGUUUUGUUCGCUGUCUGACGCGAGAAGUUGUUGGGUUUUUUUUUUUGGUGCACCGUCUAGCGUUUUGCGUUGAGCUGUUUUUUCGCACACUGGCUGUUCCCGUUGGCCCGGUGAGCGGGAAGAGCUGGGUCGCGCGCGGGUGUUAGAAAGUAGCCAGAAAAAUAAGAAAAAGUUCCGAAUGGAAAGAAGGAACGCCUGUAGGGCAGGAAGCGAUAGUGAACACGGGAAGCUCGCCAGAACACAUGUAACAAACGCUACUACUACGUAAGACGACCUACCGCAGGAAUAUGAGAUGUAAUCUAGUUUUUAUUCAAUCUUCCACUAGCGGAACCUCACUCAAUGCUACAUAGCGCAUCAUACACACACCCCUCCAACACAUAUUCAUAACAAAAAAAGAGGAGGAGGAAGAUGAAAAACUACACAUACCUUCAUUACAAUAUAUUAUCUCUUUAACCUCUACUAGCAAUGAGUCGUUGAAAAAAAACACAAAAUGAAACUUAAAAACCGCGUUUUAGGGAGCCGCAGGAGCAGCAUUGUCGUGCGUGCGAAAGAAUAACACCAGCAACAGGUGGAGUGCAGGAGAAAAAAAAAGCAUUGGUGGCCGAUGCUGGCAGGGUAGUUAAAAACAUUAACAAAAAAGCAAGCAAAACGCCACGACGAACAAUGUAUAAAGGAGAAAAAAAAAAGCACGAUGGAAAACACAUUACCAACCCACGCAUACACCAACUCACCACGUCUGGUUGGUGAUGACCUCUAGGAGAUGAAAUUGAGAGAGAAAAAGAGAAAAACACAUACUAUCGGUUGAACCUGUCGAAGGGCAAUAAGUGCCCAAAACGUAGCGAAUGAAACCCCGUGCCCCCGAGUUUGCGGCACCGAAGGCGAGUAAAGGGAAAAAAACAGAAACACACACACACACAUAACCAACUGCGGUAAAAUUGCCAAACUGUGCGUAGCGCGGGAAACUCUUUAUAGAUAUACUAAGUCACCACUAUUAUAAUUAGUCCGUCAAUUUUUACAACAAUUGUUGUUAGUUAAUGAGUAUAAAAGCAAACGACUGUCGGGUGUGUUUGCCGGCGGUGGAGAACUGAGCGUGUCGAGAGAAGCCGAAAGGGACACAGACAAAGGCAGGGGGAGCUAGAAAGCGUGAGAGAGACUGGGAAACAGGCGUGGCAGAGGGAGAUACCAAAAGGAAAUUCCAAGGCUCAGCAACAGACCAGUGAUGGGCUGGGAAACUGUUUCCAAACUCAAUAAAGAAAAACAACGACGUAAACCGGUAAACUAGUACGCACCAAAUGCACUAGCGGGAAUUAGAGAAGCAGUCUACAGAAAACACCACUGCAGGAGCUACCGGACAAGCUACACUCAUUGCUGCAUUGGAAGAACCGUGCGUAGAAUUUAGACAUUUUAAAAUUGAACUAUGCUUAUAAGGACAUCGCUUUGAGCUGAUGAAAUCAGAAAUCCCUGUGCAUGGUCAUCCUUAAUUCUGGACUGGCAGGAAGAAAGCAUGCCCCAUACGUUCUGCUAAAAUUUCGUUCUCUCUCUCUCUCACUCUCUCUCACUCUCUACGCUAUUUCCCUGCUCUGGGUCUCUUCCAUCUCGCUCGCUUUCUCCUUCCAUCUCCUGCUCUCUGUUUGUAUAAAGCUUUUACCAGCUUUCCCAGCUCCAUCCUCUGGAGGACGACGGAUGUGCCUCGGGGUGCCACGAAGAGUGGAAGGAGACGUCUGAAUAAGAAACACGGAACCCAUAAUAAGCCCAGCAUCACACGUGCGGCAGAAAGGGCGAGCCAAGCACCAGGCGCAGAACGGAGGCGAAGCAAACGAAAACCCAAAACUGUUAAUGUUCGAAGAGAUACUUUUAACGUUUAUCCGAAAGAAACGGUAGAGCAAGACAAAGGGUCAACAGUGCGGGGCAUGAGCGCCACCGAAACGUGGCCGCAAAAAUAUGAAACAAAAAAAAGAAAGAAUAAACAGGCAACAAAUUCUCUGAAAAAAAAUUAUAAUCAAUAGUUGUUAAUAUAAAUGUGAGAUGUAGAGAAUAAUUAAAAGAGCAAGAAGAAAAACGAGUCUAAAAAUAAAACACACAAAAAAAGAAACCAAUACAAAACCCCAAAAAAAAGAAACAGCCAGCCAGCAGAACUAGAAACUGGAAGGCGAAUGACCGAGCCGCCGAUCAGAACCAGGUCCCAAAAAAGGACAUUUGGCUGGGGUUGUUGCGAGGGAUCUAGGGCGACCGGGAACCGUGGGACCGGGUGAGUUAUCAGAAACUGACGAAAAAAAAGGAAACAAACGUUUAACAUGCCAGAAAACAAUAAAAAUUACUGCUGAAACAUUAAGGGAACGAAUAUUAGCUAACAAGGUGGCCGCGAAGGCGCAAAAUAGUAGAAACAGAAAUUGUGGUAGCAACAUACCGCGGCAGCGAGACCGGGCAGGAGAAAUUAAAUCGUUCGUAAGCAAACAAAAGUGAAUUAAACUACGAAUUAAUUACAAGCGUCUUCAGGAAUGAAUAAAUCGUUGAAUUUAAACAUGUCGCGUGUGGAGGGUGUUCGCAGGGUGUAGGUUUCGCGAAAGGUAAAUAGAGGAAGCACCAAGAAGAGCAAGCAGCAGAGAAGAGUACGAAAAAGAACACAAAACUUCUUUCUCAAAACCCCACCCACUCGGCGGCACACUCAUACAUUGGCCACACUGCGACAAAAGAAAACCCGUAAAAAGCAUACCGUAAGACAAGAGUAUUAUAAUGGUAGCAAAAACGUGUACGUGUUGACAAAUCGAAGCCAAUAAAUACUCCGUGGCGUUGAAGUGUCGGCGCCGCUGCAGCAGCAGAAGAUAACAAAAUUACUAUAAUACCGGAAAAAUAGUCGGAGUACGCUAUCAUUGAUGGUGACGUUUAGGUAGCGUUAGUAGCAUAGCGCGCGUGUGUGUGUGCCAGGUUGAACGGGGCGAAAUGUGCGUCUAGUGCGCGAAAAUUGCGACCUUAGCAAGAAAAUCCCACCCGAAUCGUUAGUAAUCUCAAACUCACACGCAGCACGACACACCGCACACACAUACAGACGAAAUCGUACGCUGGACACACAAUCAAGCCCACAAACACACAAGCGAAUCCUUUACCCUUUGCCAAAAUGCGUGCCCCUACGUCAGGAUAUUUCACAAUUGAUAUUUGUCGAACUGGUAUUGGAAAUGACAGAAAAAGAACGCAUGUGAAAAAAAGGGAGCUGAGUGAGGGAGUGAGUGAGUGUGAGAGAGAGAGAGAAAAAUGUUUAAGGAUAAAUAUAAUAAGCGCAUUUUUCAUUUCGUAAGCCCACUUAACUUUUUAUCGUGGAUUACUUAGGCGAGGAGCAAACACUGCAAUAGCGAUUGGGCAAGCCCUUUCCUUUAGCUCAGGACGAAAUAGGCCGUUGCUGGUCGAUUCUGUACAAAUUUGAGCUUGUCAAAUAGUGCAGUUAGACGUAAUUGCAACAACUUGGUGCAACAUUGAUCAUUCCAUCCGUAAAAUUCCUCUGAUUCUGUCGCUCUUUCUCUCUCACAUUUUCCGUUUCCUUACACGCGAACCAGCAAAUGUUUGUACAGUAGACGAUGUAGCAAUUGUUUCCGCAACAUGUAUAACCACAGCCAAGCGUUCUGUUAUGGAUAAAUAAAUCGAAACACCCAAACUCAAGCAACAAACAAACAAAUGCACACUCCAGCGGGUUUACCCAUUUUCCGAGAACUCUCACAGCGUUAUGGAGGGUGGGUUUUCCGGAAGCAUGGAGUUCGGAAGGAAAACCCCGAGUACACACAGACACGUAGUAGCGUUUGCACCACGCUGCCAAUAGUUUGCAAACCGAUCGCACCAGAUCUGAAAGUUUAUGCGUUUUUUGGGUGGCAUUUUCGUUGACCUAUCGAUUGAUGGGAAAGCGUUUGUUUUUUGGCACAGUUUUGAUUUGUUUGUUGGCCUUAUUCGGGAGAUAGAGUCCAAGAGAGACAAAAAAAGUGAAGGAAAAACAGAGAAUCAAAGGCACUGUUACGUUUACAGACGGAACUCGAACUCAAAUCUCAUACCCAUCCCAUACGGAGAUGCCCACCCUUUUUUGAUGGUUGCUCGUGUGAAAUGUAAAGUGGUUCCACAGCAAUGGCUUCAACUGCCUUUUCUCAACCCCGGUGGUAGCACACCCACUAUCACUCUUCCUACAGACAUUACGAUGCAACAAAAGCAACAACAAAAACAAAAAGUAAUAAGCAAAAAAAAAAAACAAACAUCAACAACAAACCAAACAACAGGUAACGAAACAUCAAAUAGUGUAGUAGUCAAUCGAUUCAGCGUAAGGACGAUCGGUAUUCGGACGGUCGGUGCAUAAUUAGAUAAUUACAUCGUACACGCAACCUGGACGCGGCUCAACCCGUUCGAACGGUCGGAAGCAACAAAGUGUGUUUGAAAAUUCGGACGGGUAGUGCUGGAAAACAUACACUCACAUUUACACACCCUUAAGGCAACAAAUUACGAGAGUAUCAUUUAGCGUAAGCGUCUUUCGCUUUCGCGAGAGGACUCGUGUGCAAAUGAAUGGAAAUAUUACAUGCGUACGGUGAGAUAGGUAAAUACACAAAGUCACAUACAACCACACACACACACACUCCAGCGCAAGAAAUCGUACCGUAGUGGCAAACAAUACAGUUACUGAAAUUUAAAGGCAAAACCGAAAUGGUUAAGUAAAACUUAGAUACAAACCGGAAAACCAAGCUGGUAACGAACAAGUAAACAAUUGUUAAGGAAAGUUAUCUAUUUCUACUUCAAAGCAAACAAACAAACCAACCAAAAAAAAGUGUAGAAACCAUUGAACGGAUAGCGGUGGGGUGAAAAUGGAAUGGAAGAAAUGUGCGGCAGAAGAGCAGACUAGAAACAAAUCGUCGAAUAAGAAACGAAAAACCACAAAACAUACUAUAGAAAUAAUGAAGAAAAAACACAACAACACACAUACAAACACACACACAUAAACACAACCGAGGCUCGUUAAUCGUGUAUGGUAACACCAGCAACAAACAAGAAAAAGGUUAAACAACAAAAAAUAUGAAGAAAAAAAAACAUUAGCAGACAGUCAGCAGCAUUGGUAGCGAGUAAGCAAAGAGAGCAACGUCGCCUCAGGCAUAAGCCUUAAGGAGGCGAUAACGAGGUGUAAAGAGAGAAAUUAAUAACAUUUAAAAAGACGUUCAGCAAGGCACAUAUGCGUGAAGAUGCGUAAGCGACAAAGAAGAGAGAUCGAAAGAGCACGCGCGAGCAGUAAAUUAAAACAAAAAAAAAACAGAGAAAACAAAACAAAGCAAAAAAUACCAACCGUUGAAUAGUCCGUUGAAUUGUAAGUGUUAGAGACUGCUUGCGAAGAUGUUCUGAUUACUUGAUCGUUUAUGGGUUCAUGUCGCACGUGUCCGGGCGCCGGUGUUCAGGGCUGGCGAACGCCACCCAGCUUGCCAUCCUUUUUCGUUGGCGGUAGGGGUUUGGUGGGCUAACCUGCGGAGCUGGCCCGCCAUGUUUGUGAACAAGAGCGCGCGCGAGAAGAAGAAGUUGCGAUACGAUAUUGAUGUUCUUGUUUCACUGUGUUAGCUUUUUUGGGUACAUAGGUUCCACCAUUCUUCCGUUGAUAGUCUGCCAACCGGUACGUGUCCCUCAGGAUCGUGCAAGGGAGGCAUUGAUAGUGAUCCAGGAAACGAACGAAAUGAAUAAUAAUUAACGUUAGCAAGCAAAGGGGAGCUCGCACUGGGCCAUCCUUUGCCCCCCACAGCCUCGUUGGCCGCCUCGUGGGGACAGGGAUUCGAGUUAACGAUGAGCGGAUUGGGAGUUGAAAUAUAGGCCGAGGAAAACAAGAACCAUGCGGCCGCACUUACCUGGCCGCGUACACCACAGGACACGCCAACAUACACACACACGCAUACACACACACACCAACUGUUGUACACGUACGGCAGCACAUUGUUAUACACCGGGUCUGGUGGACGCGGUUGCGACGAGUGCACGCUCUAGGAAAACAUCAAAUGUUAUGGCCUUACGAAGGCACGCGCACUUGUAGUAAAUAAAAUGGACGAUUAAAGGACAGCAAUCGUACACCACCGCCAUUAAUCGCCUAGUUCACGUUCCGACCCGUCGUUAUCCUCCCAUCGUUUUCGUUUACCAUUGCACGAUCGUUAACGCGCGGUUGCGAUCGUCGAGCUUUUGGUUCUAAAGCUCCUUCCAAAGCUCGCUCCCCUCAAAUGUGCACUGAUUAUCUAAGAUCCUGAAAACGUCCACACACGUGGUCUGCCGAUCGGUCUCGCUCUGAUCAACCAGCAUACUCCCAAACGACCGGCCAGGAGUUGCCAAACUACUACGGCACCGCGAUUUUUUGUAUAUAAUUUGGCGCUUUGCAAACUCACCCCCUCCAACACGCUGUUCACGAGUUAGUGGCAAACGGUUUAUUGAAUAAAAAAGUAAUAAAUAGAACAAAUCAUAACAAUGUUGAAAAAAAAAAACAAGAAAAGAGAGAAAGAAUCGAAGAUGAAAGUGAAGAAUAACAAUGCUGAAACAACAAAAAACAACACAAACACAC